CCGGUUUUACCCGUUUUUUAUGAUACCCCAAUAGAGAAUUCCUGCCUGUUUUCCGCCAUCAUGCGAUUGACCGUUGAGCUGAUCCAAAAUUCCUUUUCCUACAUCAAUCCGCUUAAGGAUCGCGAGCUAGAUCUUCGAGGGCACAAGAUACCCGCGAUUGAGAACUUGGGUGUUGCCAAAGACCAAGAUGCGAUCGACUUUACCGAUAACGACAUUUCCUCUCUUGGAAACUUCCCUUUCUUCCCUCGCCUUCACACCCUCCUCCUCGCGCGAAAUCGAGUCCGACACAUUCAGCCUGCGCUCGCGACGUCGAUUCCGGGCCUGAGCAACCUCGUGUUGACCGCAAAUAAUAUUGCAGAGCUGGCGGACUUGGAUCCCCUACGCAACUUCACUAAGCUCACUCAUUUGAUUUUGCUCGAGAACCCGGUUACAAGGAAGGAGCACUACCGGUACUGGGUGAUUUGGAGGAUCCCGACUGUUCGAUUCCUAGACUACCAGAAAGUGAAGGACGCAGAACGUGAGAAGGCCCAAGAACUUUUCGGCACUGCUGAAGAACCCUCCGCGCUGGCGUCGAAGAUUAUGGGCGUCAAGUCCCGCACAUUUGACCUUCCAUCUGGCGGUCCUACAGAUCGCGCUCCGGCGGACAAGGCUGUUCGCGUCAAGCUCACGGAAAAGGAGAGGAAGCGCGUGGAGAAGAUGAUCCGGGAAGCGAAGAGCUUGCAGGAGAUCACACGACUAGAGAAGGAGCUGAAUGAGGGCCGGAUACCCGGCGGGGCGCUUGUCGACGGCGAGGACAGCGACGACGACAAAAUGCAGAUGUAAUUCUUAUGGGUGAUAUUGUUUCGUUUGGUGAUCUCUCUAGGGCUUCUUGGGACGGACUGUUUGCGGGAUAGCAUCGCAAUGGUUAAUGUGUUUCUCUGGCGUUGGCUGUGAACUCGGCAAUAACAAUUGAGAACUACUGUCUUUUGCUUCUGGUAUGGGUUAAAAGAAUUGACUUGUUUUCCUG
This is a messenger RNA of Aspergillus ochraceoroseus IBT 24754, 1006 nucleotides long. It is a transcript of the gene lea1, whose product is annotated as U2 snRNP complex subunit LEA1. Bases 61 to 822 code for a protein of 253 amino acids. The record is from RefSeq and is a predicted model, not a curated record. Lineage: Eukaryota; Fungi; Ascomycota; Eurotiomycetes; Eurotiales; Aspergillaceae. Gene Ontology annotation, cellular component: U2 snRNP. The transcript has 4 exons. Gene Ontology annotation, biological process: mRNA splicing, via spliceosome. Gene Ontology annotation, molecular function: protein binding; U2 snRNA binding.